UAUUAGAAAAAUAUUUUUCUAAUAAAUUAGGUACCUGCAUGACAAGACAACGCAAUUAAUUGUCUAUUGUUUUGAGUUGCUAUUACCAAUCUAGAAAUAAAGGAGCAAACCUUUAAAUAAAAUGAAUAACGUUGACACGGGCGAGCUAUUGAAUUUCCAAGAUUAUUCACCGGAGCACAAUGAUCGCAGUGCCCGGAUCGACGUGGAAGCAGUGCAUACAAGUCAAUACAGCAGUUCAAUGUCCAAUCCAAAUUAUGCCUUUGAAGAGCCCAAGAUACCUACAGAUGAGCCUGUAGCUGCUCCUCAAUCUAACCAUAACUUCUGGACAAUUCAAUAUUAUCAAAAAUACUUUGAUGUGCAAACAAGUGAAGUGGUGGAGCGCAUUAUAUCUUCAGUGCUGCCACAGAAAGUGUCCAGGAAUUAUUUUGAUGAGAGGAUAAAAGGCAAACCUGACUUGUAUGGUCCCAUAUGGAUUGCUGUAACAUUGAUAUUCACCAUAGCUGUCAGUGGCAAUAUAGCGAGCUACCUUCAAAACACUAAUAAACUACUGGAAUGGCGAUAUGAUUUUCAUAUUGUUUCUAUUGCUGCAACAGCCAUUGUAUGUUAUAUCUGGCUUGUUCCACUAGCUUUGUGGGCUGCUCUUAAGUGGACAAUUGUUCCAGAUGACCAGGAUGAAAUUGAAACACAGGCAUCAAAAUCUCCAUCAAUGAUUUCUCUUUUCUGCUUAUACGGUUACUCUCUCUCUAUCUACGUACCUGUGGCCGUACUCUGGACCAUCCAAGUAUUCUGGCUGCAAUGGCUGUUUGUUAUGAUGGCAGGGUUCAUAUCUGGGGCAGUACUUGUGUUCUGGCUCUUGCCUGCACUAAGAAAGUCUAAGUAUUUCAUAAUUUUGGGAGGCUGCAUAUUAGGAUGUCACUUCCUUUUAGCAACAGGAUUCAUGUUGUACUUCUUCCAUACACCGAAUAGCACCAUCAAACCCAUAGAAAAUAUCUCUACGUCUCUUAAACCAAUAUAAUCCGCUAAGAUGUUAUGUGAUAGUUUUUUAUUUAUUAUAUACUUAAGUCAUAAUUUGUUAAAUUUUAUUUAAUAAUGUAUAAAACAGCAUUUUCAAUUUUUGUCUGCACAAUAUGCACUUUGUAAAUAAGGCUAGUUUAAAUCCAUGAUAAA
Messenger RNA from Chilo suppressalis (striped riceborer), 1167 nucleotides. NCBI's taxonomy places the organism in Eukaryota, Metazoa, Arthropoda, Insecta, Lepidoptera, Crambidae. The record is from the annotation of a GenBank genome assembly.